AUGAAAAAGGCGAACGCGGCGUCGGGGAUGGCAGUGGAGGACGAGUGCAAGCUCAAGUUUUUGGAGCUAAAGUCGAAAAGAAACUAUCGGUUCAUAAUAUUCAGGAUAGAUGGUCAGCAAGUGGUUGUGGAGAAGUUAGGAAACAAGGAGGAGACUUACGACGAUUUCUCCGCUUCCCUCCCUGCCGACGAGUGCCGCUAUGCUGUCUUCGAUCUCGAUUUCACCACCACUGAAAAUUGCCAGAAGAGCAAAAUCUUCUUCAUCGCCUGGUCACCGGAUUCAUCUAGAGUGAGGAUGAAGAUGGUGUACGCGAGCUCUAAGGAUAGAUUCAAGAGAGAAUUGGAUGGCAUUCAGGUUGAGUUACAAGCCACUGAUCCUAGCGAGAUGAGCUUCGACAUUAUCAAAAGCCGAGCUCUCUAG
This is a messenger RNA of Thlaspi arvense, 420 nucleotides long. The record is from the annotation of a GenBank genome assembly. Lineage: Eukaryota; Viridiplantae; Streptophyta; Magnoliopsida; Brassicales; Brassicaceae.